CCCCUGACCCCUCAGCCCUCACCAACCGAGCCCGACGAGGCGACGACCACCCCCAUUCCUCCUCCCCCAACUUCUCGGCUCCCCACCUCCCUCGCCGCGGAACGCGCGGCCCGUCCCCGCCCGUGUUGAUCUCUUCAUUCCUUGGUAUUCCUUGGUGCGGUAGCCGAGCGCUCCGGCCAUGGCGUUCUUCCGGGGCCUCACCGCGGUCUCGAGGCUGCGAUCCCGCGUGACGCAGGAGGCCACCACGCUGGGUGGUGUGAGAUGGGUGCAGAUGCAGAGCGCUUCCGAUCUCGAUCUUAGGUCCCAAUUGCAGGAACUGAUUCCCGAACAACAGGAUCGCUUAAAGAAGCUCAAGUCAGAGCAUGGAAAGGUCCAGCUUGGAAACAUAAAUGUGGACAUGGUCCUUGGUGGAAUGAGAGGGAUGAUUGGAAUGCUUUGGGAAACAUCACUACUUGACCCAGAGGAGGGCAUUCGUUUUAGGGGCCUCUCAAUUCCAGAGUGCCAGAAAGUGCUGCCGACGGCGGUUAAGGGUGGUGAGCCUUUGCCUGAGGGUCUCCUUUGGCUUCUUCUGACGGGAAAGGUUCCAACCAAAGAGCAAGUUGAUUCCCUUUCAAAGGAAUUGCUGGCCCGUUCAAGUGUCCCAGCACAUGUCUAUAAGGCAAUAGAUGCUCUCCCUGUAACUGCACAUCCUAUGACACAGUUUACCACUGGAGUAAUGGCUCUUCAGGUUGAGAGUGAAUUUCAAAAAGCUUAUGACAAAGGACUGCCAAAAACAAAGUUCUGGGAGCCUACGUAUGAAGAUGUCCUAAACUUGAUUGCUCGGCUUCCGCCAGUGGCAUCUUAUGUUUACCGGAGGAUUUUCAAGGACGGGAAAUCAAUAGAAGCUGAUAAUGCUCUGGAUUAUGCUGCAAAUUUCUCACACAUGCUUGGUUUUGACGAUCCCAAAAUGCUGGAGUUGAUGCGCCUCUAUAUAACAAUUCACACUGAUCAUGAAGGUGGGAAUGUCAGUGCACAUACUGGUCAUCUGGUUGGAAGUGCCCUGUCAGAUCCCUAUCUUUCUUUCGCAGCAGCUCUGAAUGGUUUAGCUGGGCCACUUCAUGGUCUGGCUAAUCAGGAAGUGCUUCUAUGGAUCAAAUCUGUAAUUGAGGAAACUGGGAGUGAUGUUACCACAGAUCAACUCAAAGACUAUGUCUGGAAGACACUAAAGAGUGGAAAGGUUGUUCCUGGCUUUGGUCAUGGAGUUCUGCGUAAGACAGACCCACGGUAUUCAUGUCAAAGGGAGUUUGCCUUGAAGCAUCUGCCUGAGGAUCCACUUUUCCAAUUGGUAUCCAAGUUGUAUGAAGUCGUGCCUCCUAUUCUCACUGAGCUGGGCAAGGUAAUGUGGUUGAUCAUGUUCUCCACUCUUGUUUUAACAUACUCUCAUGAACACCAUUCUUUGCUCAUGUAUUCUCAGGUCAAGAACCCAUGGCCGAAUGUUGAUGCACACAGUGGAGUUUUGCUGAACCACUUUGGAUUAUCUGAAGCACGGUAUUACACAGUCUUGUUUGGUGUCUCAAGGAGCAUGGGGAUAGGAUCUCAGCUCAUCUGGGACCGUGCCCUUGGCCUACCACUGGAGAGGCCGAAGAGUGUCACCAUGGAGUGGCUGGAAAACUACUGCAAGAACAAGGCUGCUUGAAGCUAAACAUAGGCUGAUGCUUUUUUACACACCGUCAUUUUUCCUGUUAAUAAAUUACAGUAGUCGUUUUCCUUUUGGCGGUCGAAUAACAAGAGCAAGAGGCUCUCAGACGGCAGAAUUUUGUAUCCUCCGUCACUCGUGACAUCCAUAUAGUUGAAUCUCUGCGGCACCACUGAGCAGACGAGAAUAGGACAUGUUCAUUAAUCUUUAUACAUGGCGAUGCACGCCAGUUCUUUUAACCUUUGCUCGUUCGAGUCUGUUUACAGUUAUUUGGGUUUUGGCAGCAUAAGCUGACAGUUCUUUCAUGAUAAAAGAGGAUAUUCUGAUGCC
Setaria italica (foxtail millet) is the source of this 2005-nucleotide messenger RNA. Its product is annotated as citrate synthase 4, mitochondrial. The transcript is spliced from 19 exons. The coding region runs from base 179 to 1675 and encodes 498 amino acids. Gene Ontology annotation, biological process: tricarboxylic acid cycle; citrate metabolic process; carbohydrate metabolic process. Gene Ontology annotation, cellular component: mitochondrial matrix. Lineage: Eukaryota; Viridiplantae; Streptophyta; Magnoliopsida; Poales; Poaceae. The record is from RefSeq and is a predicted model, not a curated record.